Messenger RNA from Nicotiana attenuata, 2153 nucleotides. RefSeq names its product B3 domain-containing protein Os11g0197600-like. The record is from RefSeq and is a predicted model, not a curated record. Gene Ontology annotation, molecular function: DNA binding. The coding region runs from base 21 to 1925 and encodes 634 amino acids. The transcript is spliced from 5 exons. Lineage: Eukaryota; Viridiplantae; Streptophyta; Magnoliopsida; Solanales; Solanaceae.
UUAGUGCAAACGCCGUGAGGAUGGAACCCAGAACCUACUCCUACUCGUCCGCCAGUUUCUACGUGAUCGUUGAGCCUUCCGUCAUUGAUGACGGCCAACUUCGCAUGCCAGAUCCCUUUGUCCAGGAACAUGGAGAUGAACUCCUUGACACUGUCAAGCUUAUUGUUCCGACUGAUGAUUUUUGGUGUGUGAGUGUGAAGAAGUCUGGUAAAAUGAUUUGGCUUCAUGAUAGUUGGCGAGAAUUUAUGGAACAUCAUUCUAUCGGGCGUUGGUACUUUUUACUCUUCAAAUAUGGGAAGAACUCACAUUUCAAUGUUCACAUAUUUGACCUCAACGCUACUGAGAUUGAUUAUCAAUGUAAGGAUCAUGGUAAUGCUAAAUUAGGUGCCAUUAGUCAGAGCCUGUCUUACGGGAAGGAAAUAAUCUGCUGCGUUGGUGAUGAUAAAGAGGACGAAAGCUCUGUUGAAAUUGUGGAUCCCUUGGAAACUGAGCAAGGACCAGAGAGUUCAGCUAAGUCAUCUAGAGCCAAAAGAUGUAAAAUUUUACCUAGGAGUAAAUUUCGGCAUUUCUAUGAUACAAGAAGCAGAACAAACAAAUUGCAUGACGAGGGACGGGUAUUAAAUAAGAAGAAUUUAAACAUAUCGGGCGGUAGCAAUUUAACUAAGCCACUUGUGGGGAAAUUAGUUCAGCAAAAUAUGGAUACUCCUAUAUAUUCUGCAGUGGUAACUGGAGGUGUGACUAAUCAAGAUGAUGCACAAGUGGGAAGUAAAAACGAUAUACUUCAGCUCAAUGAAAGUAAGCAUAAGAUACACUUGGACCAGUAUAUUCAAAUAGAACCAACUGCAGAUACAAGGAAAUCAUUCACUGGCCAACAAUGGGAGAAAUCUGUAAGGCGUGGAAGGCCUCACAAACGAGGACGAGCAAAAGCAACAGAAACGAACAGGGCCAUUAAUGCCGCCAAAAUGUUCAAGCCGGAAAAUCCUUACUUCAUGCAGAUUCUUUUAGAAUAUAACGUAGUACGGAACCGUAUUCUGAACAUACCAGCUGAUUUUGUCCGAGAGUAUAUGCCAAAGACUUCAGAACUAAUUGAACUUCAAGAUUCUGCUGGAAAUAAGUGGAAAGCUCGUUGCAUUAGGAGGAAAAUGCAUCUGUUUUUAAGCGAAGGAUGGUUUAAAUUUGUCAGGGAUAAUGGUUUAUUGGUAGGAGAUGCUUGUGUCUUUGAGUUGAUCAAGGACCUUCAGACUGAUGAACUUAUGCUGAAGGUGCACAUAUUUCGCUCUAGGGUGGAAGAAAAUUCAACAAACUUACACACUUGUAGCGUAUCUGAACCAACACUUUCUAUUGGAAGAAACUGUAUUCAGUUCAACGAAAGUAAGCAUACGGAGACUUCAGAUGCAUUCGGACCUGUAUCUUCAAAUAGAAGCAAUUGCAAGAACGAUACAAAGACAUCAUUCACCAGCCAGCAACAGGAGAAAUCUAUAGGGCGGGGAAGGCCUUAUAAUCCUCGCAAAAGAGGGCGACCAAGGGCUGCAGAAGCAAACAUGGCCAUUAAUGCUGCCAAAAUGUUAAUGCCAGCAAAUCCUUACUUCGUGACGACUCUUGGAGUAUAUAAUGUAGUACGGAACUAUAUUCUGUAUAUACCACCUGAAUUUGUUCAAGAUUAUAUGCCAAAGACUUCAGUACCAGUUGAACUUCAAGAUCCUGAUGGCAAUAAGUGGAAUACACAUUGCGUUAGGAGGAAAACUAUGAUGUUUCUAAGCAAAGGAUGGGUGAAAUUUGUUAGAGAUAAUGAUUUACUGGUAGGAGAUACUUGUGUCUUUGAGUUGAUCAACGACAUUCGGGCUGAUGAACUUAUGUUGAAGGUGCAUAUAUUUCGUGCUACACGGAAGAAAACUCAACAAAUUGACACACUUGUAGCUAUCUGAACAAAUACUCUCUAUCUGUCAUUUCUGUAUAAUGGUCUUCUUCCUCUUUUUUCCAAUUGGAGCCUUGGAAAUCUAGCUGUUAACAUGUCCAUAGUCGAAAUGCAGAGGUUAUUUUCUUGAUGUUCUUUCUGCCCCCUUUUUUUGUGCAUCUUUUUUCUCUCAUUUUUUCCAUUAUUCAACAACCAAGGUUCUCUCUACUUCUUCACUACUAGUAUAGUCUUCACGGAG